UCUGACAGCAUGGCGGCCUACGAAGCCAUUCUGACGGAAUGUUUUUCGUCAAUUGACACAGAAAUCAUCGAUUAUGUAAAUGGUCUGCUUGAAGAUGGACAUGAUGAAAUUGACACACCUGAUGACCUGUUUGAGGCCAUUGGAAUCAUGCUUUUACAGACAGAUGAGAGCAAGACUGAGGAUGACAUCAAGGAUAUAUGUGGGAGAUUAUAUGGUAUCAUGAAUGGGUCUCGGGAUAGUAACUCUCCAGAUCAAUCUCAUAAAAGGAUGCUGACUGCCCCAGUUCAAAUGUCCCUACUAGGCAAGGAAGGCGAACCCCUAACCCAGACCAAAAGCAUUUGGAUAGCCAAAAAAGAAAAUGCAUCGCAAGUUGAUCCCAAAAAACUAGAAAAAGCGGAAGCAAAAAUCCUUAAAAACAAGGACAGGAAAGGAAAUGUACCAAAAGCAAAGACGAAUGGGGCCCAUGAUGAAGCAAGUGCUAGUCAACAGUUCAACAGAAAAGAUGUCAAGUUUGAUGCCUCUGGAGCAAACAGAUCAUAUGACAUCAAAAUUGACAACUUUGAUAUAGCAUUUGGUGAAAAGGUUCUUAUUACGGGUGCAUCAAUACAACUGUUAGCUGGGAGAAGAUAUGGCUUUGUUGGCAGAAAUGGUCUCGGUAAAACAACUUUAUUGAGAAUGAUAUCCAAAAAAAGCCUGAAGAUUCCUUCCCAUAUAUCAGUGUUACACGUAGAGCAGGAAGUCCACGGUGACGAUACAGUGGCUCUCCAGAGUGUACUGGAGUGUGACCUCAAGAGAGAAGCCUUACUACAGGAAGAAAAAGACAUUUCAAAUAAACUUUCUGCAAAUAAUGCAAAAUGUGAUGGUGAAUUGUCAUCACGGUUAACAGAGAUUUACCACGAAUUAGAAGCCAUGGACGCCGCCAAGGCACCAUCCCGUGCUGGUGUCAUUCUAGCUGGUCUAGGAUUUACACCCAAAAUGCAGGCUGCACCCACAAAAGAAUUCUCAGGAGGCUGGCGAAUGAGAUUAGCUUUGGCGAGGGCACUGUUUUCAAAGCCAGAUUUACUGUUGCUUGAUGAACCUACAAACAUGUUGGAUAUGAAGGCCAUCAUAUGGCUAGAAAACUAUUUACAGAGUUGGCCCACCACGAUAUUGGUAGUGUCUCACGACCGACAGUUCCUCAAUGCAAUAGCUACAGAUAUAUUGUCACUACACAACCAGAAGAUAGACACAUACAGAGGCAACUAUGAAGUCUUCCACAAAACACGUGAAGAACGGCUACUUGCCCAGCAGAGAGAAUUUGAGGCACAGCAGCAGUACCGUGAUCAUAUACAGGUUUUCAUCGAUAAGUUCAGAUACAAUGCCAAACGUGCUUCACAAGUCCAGAGUAAAUUAAAGAUAUUAGAAAAAUUACCGAAACUAGUACCCGUGGAGAAAGAAUCUAAAGUCCAGUUCAAAUUCCCUGAAUGUGAGAAAUUGUCUCCACCUAUUCUGAUGUUAGAUGAAGUGAAUUUCUACUAUACAAAGGAAAAAAUUAUAUUCAAAAAUAUAUGUAUAAAUGCCAAUAUGGACUCCAGAAUUUGUAUUGUUGGAGAGAACGGAGCUGGUAAGACUACAUUGCUGAAGAUCUUGUUAGGAAACCUUGACCCUGUGAGUGGGAUCCGUCAUGUACAUCGUAACCUUUCGAUUGGCUACUUUAGUCAGCACCACGUUGAUCAGUUAGCCAUGGGUUUGUCCUCACUAGAACUGAUGGCUGAGCGAUUCCCAGGUAUGAACUCUGAGGUGUACCGAGGAAAGUUAGGAAUGUAUGGCGUAAGUGGUGACCUUGCCCUACGACCUGUGUCCAGCCUCUCAGGAGGUCAAAAGUCAAGGGUUGCAUUUGCUCUGCUCGGAAUGAAAAACCCAAAUUUCUUCAUCCUUGACGAACCUACCAAUCAUUUGGAUAUGGAAACGAUAGAAGCCCUUGGUAACGCAUUGGCUAAAUUCCAGGGAGGUGUUGUGCUUGUAUCCCAUGACGAGCGUCUUAUACGUAUGGUGUGUACAGAAUUGUGGGUAGUGAGGAAUGGUGGAGUGGAGACAUUAGAAGGAGGCAUUGAUGAAUACAAACAUAUUGUGGAGAAGGAGCUUGAACUAAAUUGUUGAUGACCAUCUCCUACUUAACUCUGAUGUAGACUAUUUAUAACGUCUUGGUAAACAUCAUAUUAAAUGCUGGAGUAGUUCUGUUCCAGUGAAACACACAACAAUUUGUAGAUUCAGUGAAAUCUUUUUAAAGCAAACAUUAGCUGAUCUGCAGUACUGUAAAAUAGCUGAUGGAGAAACAUUAUCUGAAAUAAACACACCAAUAUAUCUACUGUGAAACCUAUAUUAACUGAACACAUCAGCAGAACUACUGUGGAACCUGUCCAAACAGUACAUGAUUGAUAUGGUACGCGAGACCUGUCUUAACUGAGCACAUAAGUAGAACUACGGUGAAACCUGUCUAAACAGUACACAAAUUGAUCUUCUGUGAAACCUGUCUUAACUGAGCACAUAAGUAGAACUACGGUGAAACCUGUCUAACAGUACAUGGAUUGAUCUUCUGUGAAACCUGUCUUAACUGAACACAUCAGCAGAACUAAAAUGAAACCUGUCUAACAGUACAUGGAUUGAUCUUCUGUGAACACUUCUGAAACAGAACACAUCAGUUGACUUACAGUGAAUCCUGUCUAAACAAUCAGCCUCAACUCAUGUCUUGGUAUAUUGACAUUUUGAACUGUACUGAUGGACCUUACCUAGAUAUGUAUAAAUGGACACUAAGUUGAAUGUCUUGAAUAUGCACAAGUCUUGUUUGUAGGUUGUUUUGUACAGACAUGUUAUACACUGGAACAAUUUUUUAAACUGGAUUAAAUGAAGAUUGCCAGAAUUGAUGCCUUAAUACAAAAAUGUUCCAAGAUAAAUUGUUAUCAAUGGACCCAACAUGCACACAACUUUUUCAUAAAUGGCAGAUAUGUAGUUGUAUUUUGAUGACUAGCCUGUAGUUCCCUAUUCCCAUGGUACUUAAUGGAAAGCGGCUGGUGCUGUAAUUGUUUUUGUAAGCAUACUAUUUAAAAUUAGCUGAAAGACAAUUUGAUUAAUGAUUAUAUCAAUAAUUGUUGAACAGAAACCGCUUGUGCAUUUUACAGCCAUUGUUUUAGUUGCCAUGAGAAUAGGGAACAUGUGACAAUACUAUAGGAGAACAGGGUAGACUGUUAAGGUUGAUAUUUUCAAAUAUUUCUAUUUUUAAUUUGAGAACAGAAAACAUAAUAUGUGAAAACUAGGUACCUUGAAAAUGUUAUGACAAAUGUACCAUAUUUCACCUACAAUUAGCUCUGUUUUCUAACACAUAUUACCUCUAUCUCAAUGUCAAGGGGUGGACUUAUUACGAGAUGUAUUAACAUUGAUUUGUUAGUAAUUUCAAUGAAAAGCAAAAGAUUUGGAUGACCUGAUUACUAGGCACUGUCUUAUUGCUGGAUAAGAAGGUCUUUAGAGAAACUCAUGGUUCAUUUCUUCGGUAAAAAAUAACUCCUUUUAGCUUAAAAUUUUGGUAAGAGAGUAAAUAUUCAAUCCAUUAAAAAAUGGACAUUUAUGGUAUCCAGCUUGAAAUUACAACAGAAAAUUCUUUAUGAGUUUUUUAGGUUGCCUUUGGGACAUGUCUACACAUAUAUCAUAGUGCAGUUGGUUAUUGUUGAGAGUUUACUGAAUUGUGUAAGACAUGUCAUAUCUAAAUUAAACCAUAUCUCAUUCAGGAAUGAGAAUUCAUAACCAUGGAAAAGUGUGAAGAUUUCUAAAGACAGGAGGAUAUGUUACAACAUUGUUUUCCUGAGAUAAACAUUGUUUUUAUAAACUAGAAAAUGAUUGUGUGAGGAGUGGAGUAAUGAAGAAUGUAAGUGUAUGCGAGUGCUGGCGAAUAUAUUAAAAGUGAGGAUUGUAAAGUAAGCUAGGAAUCAAAGGGUCUAUAUUAGAGGCUCUGAAAGGUGAAAGUGAAGUUUACUCGAAAAAUGUAUAAUUGGAUUGAAUAUUUAAAUCAUCAUCAGAUGAUUGAUAAAAACAGUAAACUACAUGUAUUACAUGUGAGUAAUGUGUUCUUGUAUCAUGGCGGUUUUUGUUGUUUUUUUAAGUUCAUAUGGCACAUAUAUACUAUGUGAGAAGUUAAACGUAUGCCAAUAUAAUAAAAAUAUUAUGAUGUAGUAUUCCUCACCUGACUCGUACGCGUCCACCUGUGGAAUUUAUUUAGCUGUUUGUUUUGUGACAAGAUUGCAAAAUCAUGGUUUUCAUAAAGAAAGCACAUUUUCAGUUUAACAAUGCAAUUUAGCUUAGAUUUACCAGGAAAGAACAAAAGAAGAUUCCAACUCAAGUGCUGAUAUUUUUUCCAGUCUGUCUGAAUUCCAAGAUGGUAGCUAUACUCACUAUCUUGAAAACUUGUUUCAAACUUUUAAAAAAGGAGAAAAUUCAAUAAAAGUUUAAAUACAAAGUGAUUUUGUGCAACUCCAACCUAUAGUCAAUAAAUUGUUGUUUUUCAUCUUUAUAAAAAAUUUGAUGCUGCACUGAGCUCACCUGGCAUGGCUGACCUCUGUCUUUCCGUCAACAUUUCAUUUAAAUUGCUACCAACCAUGAACACCUGAAUGGAUUUUGAUAAAAUUUUGUCUGGAGCAUUUUCGGGCAAAGGAAUUCCCGUGUUGUGUAAACAAAGGGUGUGGCUCACCUGGGGCCAGAGGGGGUGGGGCCCAGUAUGUAAGUCCUUUAAUUGGUACUAGUUCUGACGACUGCAUGAAUUUUGAUGAAAUUUGGUUUGGAGCAUUACUGGGCAAAAGAAAUCUAAUGUUGUAUAACCAGAGGGUUUGGGUCCAUUGGCGCCAAAGAGACCCAAUAGGGAAAAUAUUGCAAAAAAAAAAACAACAAAAAAACUCUCUAAAAUCCUUUUGAAUGAAAGGCAAAUCACAAAUCACAAAGACAGUAGGAAAAUAUUUGUAGUAUACAUUUAAUGAUAAAUAUAACUUAAAUGUAAGUUAAUGUAUUUUGCCAUGAUUACUGAAAUAUCCAGGUGAGCAAUGCAGGCCCUCUGGGCCUCUUGUUUCAUAAGAUUGCACCAUUAUCUAACUAAACAUAUUUGUAUUGAGACCAUUAGUGACUUCAACUUCCAGUGUAAUUUUAUUAUAUUAACUAGUUAUUUUAAUGCAAUAUAAUAGAACAUUUCUAGUCAAGUGAUUCUACAUACAUUAAAGUGUAAGCUCCACAAACUCAGUACAUUUGAUAUUCCAGUAUAUGUCACAGAAUAUUCCAGUAUACUUUAUAGAAUAUUCCAGUAUAUGUCACAGAAUAUUCCAGUAUACUUUAUAGACUAUUCCAGUAUACUUUAUAGAAUAUUCCAGUAUACGUCACAGAAUAUUCCAGUAUACUUUAUAGAAUAUUCCAGUAUACUUUAUAGAAUAUUCCAGUAUACUUUAUAGAAUAUUCCAGUAUACUUUAUAGACUAUUCCAGUAUACGUCGCAGAAUAUUCCAGUAUACUUUAUAGAAUAUUCCAGUAUACUUUAUAGAAUAUUCCAGUAUACUUUAUAGAAUAUUCCAGUAUACUUUAUAGACUAUUCCAGUAUACGUCACAGAAUAUUCCAGUAUACUUUAUAGAAUAUUCCAGUAUACUUUAUAGAAUAUUCCAGUGUACUUUAUAGAAUAUUCCAGUGUACUUUAGGGAAUAUUCCAGUGUACUUUAUAGACUAUUCCAGUAUACUUUAUAGACUAUUCCAGUAUAGUUUAUAGAAUAUUCCAGUAUACUUUAUAGAAUAUUCCAGUAUACUUUAUAGACUAUUCCAGUAUACGUCACAUAAUAUUCCAGUAUACUUUAUAGAAUAUUCCAGUAUACUUUAUAGAAUAUUCCAGUAUACUGUAUAGACUAUUCCAGUAUACUUUAUAGACUAUUCCAGUAUACUUUAUAGACUAUUCCAGUGUACUUUAUAGAAUAUUCAGUAUACUUUACAGACUAAUCCAGUAUAUGUCACAGAAUAUUCCAGUAUACUUUAUAGACUAUUCCAGUAUAUGUCACAGAAUAUUCCAGUGUACUUUAUAGAAUAUUCCAGUAUACUUUAUAGAAUAUUCCAGUACACUUUAUAGACUAUUCCAGUAUACUUUAUAGAAUAUUCCAGUAUACUUUAUAGACUAUUCCAGUAUAUGUCACAGAAUAUUCCAGUAUACUUUAUAGAAUAUUCCAUUGUACUUUAUAGACUAUUCCAGUAUACUUUAUAGAAUAUUCCAGUGUACUGUAUAGAAUAUUCCAGUGUACUUUAUAGAAUAUCCCAGUAUACUUUAUAGAAUAUUCCAGUGUACUUUAUAGAAUAUUCCAGUGUACUGUAUAGAAUAUUCCAGUAUACUUUAUAGAAUAUUUCAGUGUACUGUAUAGAAUAUUCCAGUGUACUUUAUAGAAUAUUCCAGUGUAAUUUAUAGAAUAUUCCAGUAUAAUUUAUAGAAUAUUCCAGUAUACUAGAAGAGUAUAAAAUCUUCUUUUUAGGUCAUCUGACCCGAAGAUUCAGGAUGACCUAUAGUCAUCAUGCUUUGUCUGUCGUCGUGCGUUGUGCGUACAUUUUUCAUUCAAAUGACUUCUUCUCAAUAACCAGAAGUCCCAGGGUACUGAUAUUGGGCCUGUAGCAUGCUUAUAUAAAGCCCUACCAAAUUUGUUAAAAUGGAUGACCUUGACAUACUUUCAACGUCACAGGGAUCAAAUAGGCUAAAAUCUUCAAACAACUUCUUCUCGAUAAAUAUGCGUCCCAGGGACUGAAUAUUAAUCUUGUUGCAUGCUGGGGCAAAGGGCUACCAAGUUGUUAAAAUGAAUGACCUUGACCUACAUUCAAGAUCACAGGUUGAAAUGUUCAAACAACUUCUCAGUAACCAAGAGUGCCAAGGAGUUGAUAUUGGAUCUGUAAUAUUCUGGGGCGUAGGGUUACCAAGAUUGUUCGAGUGAAUAACCUUGACCUCCUUUUAAGAUUACAGUACUCAGGUCUUCAAACAACUUCUCAACCAAAACCUCCAUGCCAAUCUGCGAUUUAGGCCCAUAAGGCCUCUUUCUAUUUGAUAUUCUUUAUUGUAGUACACAAUCACCAAUAAUUUUGUCAGAUGAUCGUUAAGGCCCAUGGGCCUCUUGUUUAUUACCUCAGCAAUAUUAGAAUUUUGAACUUCAAAACAUUUAGCUUAUUAAUAAAUUCAUCAUUUCGUUGAUAACCAUAAAUUGCCAGUAUAUAUGUUUGAAUGCUGAAUGAUAACAUAGUGAUAUGUUCUUAUUUAUACAAGCUACAUAUUGUGCAUCAUGGCACCGCUUUAAGUUGCACAUACAUGUAUCUGCUGCAAAAGAAUUGAAUGUUGGCAGGUAGUAACUACCUAGAAUCUGUGAUAUAUCUGAUUUAUAAUAAAAUCAGUGAUUUACAGAA
Molecule: messenger RNA, 7428 nt
Organism: Pecten maximus
Lineage: Eukaryota; Metazoa; Mollusca; Bivalvia; Pectinida; Pectinidae
Product: ATP-binding cassette sub-family F member 3-like
Exons: 18
Coding region: 10-2139 (709 amino acids)
Molecular function (GO): ATP hydrolysis activity; ATP binding
Source: RefSeq, a predicted model, not a curated record